CUCCUCGUUUGUACAAGUGGAUAGCCUAUAUUGCAAUUUAGCGGUGCUUCUUUAAGCAUUUCGGUGUUAAAAGCCUUCAGAUUAACCUUAACAUGGCUAGGAAAACCUUUUUCUUUCUACCAAUCUUCACGGUGAUUCUUGUCCUUAUCUGUCCGCAAAAUGCCAUCCACGGGAAGCGGAAUUUCUUUCGGCGAUGGAUAUCUCGUUCGUCUAUGAACAAAUGGUUUCACGACAAAUCACGCCAGGAUGUGUUCGGCGUAGGAGUUGGCCUCGUUGGUCCUGGUGUCUACGAUCCUGGUUUAAGCGCAGAUCGUUGGACAACGUCUGACGUGGUGCCCGAGCAGCAUGCCGUCCUCAUCGAUAGCUCGAGGAACCUUAUUCGCAAUGACGGAUUGCAGGCUCAAUCCGAUGGGAACGGUGGAGCGAUUGCGGGGCCCAUCGUUGCGGGAGUUGCAGGUGCGGCAGCGGGAGCGGCUGGUGCGGCGGCCGUGGCAAGCGCUGCAGCCUUUGCGACCAAAUCGUCUUUGUUCUGGUGGAUUGCUCAUGGUAUGACAGGACCAAAACCGACCAAAAAACCGAAACCCCCACACCGUCCAAAACCGCCAAAAGACCCAAAACCGCCAAAAGACCCAAAACCGCCGAAAGACCCGAAACCACCAAAGGAUCCAAAACCACCCAAAGAUCCUAAACCACCCAAAGAUCCUAAACCGCCCAAAGAUCCUAAACCGCCCAAAGAUCCUAAACCGCCGAAAGACCCAAAACCCCCCCACGGCCCAAAACCGCCGCAUCAUUGGAAGCCGAUCAAGGGUCCAAAACCCCCAAAAGAUCCCAAACCGCCCCAUGGCCCAAAACCGCCGCAUCAUUGGAAGCCAAUCAAGGAUCCAAAACCCCCAAAAGAUCCUAAACCGCCCCAUGGCCAAAAACCGCCGCAUCAUUGGAAGCCGAUCAAGGAUACGAAACCACCGAAACAUCCUAAACCGACAUGGGAUGACAAACCGCCCAAACAUCCGAAACCACCGAAAGAUCACAAACCAUCAAAACACCCAAAACCGUGGCAUCACAUCAAGGAUCCGAAGAAAGGAGAACAGGAGGAUUAUGAAUACGUGACCGAGGACUAUGACAACUUGGAAUGGAUAACGACGGAAACCGAAAUACCCGAAACUACUACAGAAACUACGUUUACCCACCUAACAUUCUGUCAGGAAGGGGAUGACUUGAUUGAUUCGCAGAUGGAAGUGGUUACGGACGUAGCCAGCGGAUCAUUUACCAUAAAAGGGAACGACGAGAAAAACUGUUCGUUAACUAUCACAGAGCCUACUGGGGAAAACAUCAGCUUAUUAUGCGACAUCAUCACGCUUGGCAAUGAUGAAUCUUCUAUGAAAAUCACAGACGGAAUCGCCGUAGUAGCUGACGCGAACGUUCCAAAUUCCGGGAUGUUUAGCUACACAUCGAUAACAAACGAGUUGAUUUUGAAUAUCAGGAAACGGGGAACACCGGACUAUUCGUGUUGGUGGACUCCAGUAUAUGCUACUUAACGAUAGCCUCCACCCACGCGCCUUAUUUUUAUGAAGCAUAUCCGUUAUCACCUGGUUAACAAACAUGUCCCUUAUUUAUUAUAAUAUUUAUGCAG
Messenger RNA from Daphnia carinata, 1630 nucleotides. Its product is annotated as cleavage and polyadenylation specificity factor subunit 6-like. Lineage: Eukaryota; Metazoa; Arthropoda; Branchiopoda; Diplostraca; Daphniidae. The coding region runs from base 93 to 1535 and encodes 480 amino acids. The transcript has 5 exons. The record is from RefSeq and is a predicted model, not a curated record.